UAUAAGACAAGCAGGGUCUGCAGCAUUCCUUAGUUGAAAGACAAUGAAACUGUCAACAAUGUCUAUUUCUCUGUCCCUGGUUUUGCUGCCCGUGCUAAAUUGCGUAAGUUCUAGUGUAAGAAAAUGUAAUAAAAAAGAAAGCGACUUCCAGCACUGUUUAACUAAAGCGGUUGAAAACUUCAUUAAAGAAAGGAAUAUUCCAUUCAAAAACGUGAUUUUGCUGCACAAGCAAAACUUGGUAAAUCCAAUAUUGCUACCAGCUGCUAAUGGCCUUGAAACAGUCAAUCUGAAACAGAUUCUCAAACAAUUGGAAGUUUCAAGUUUUAGUGAGACGACGUGCUCUAAAGUGGAGUUUACUAACGAUCCUGAUAUAUUAAAACUUGAUUGUAUAGUGCCCCAUUUUAGACUGGACUUGGAUUACGAACUGUCUGGGGACUUUUCUUUAUCUGAUUAUGGAAAAGGACCAGCUUUGGUGAUUUUAAAGAAUAAUCACGUGCAUCUUAAUUUAAUGCUACAACAAAAAGGAGAAUACUACAAAAUUAUGCAUUACUACUUAAGUAUGUGGCCGACGGAUAUCGAUUUUGACUUUGAAAAUUUGUUAGAUGUUGAUGGAAUAAGAACUGAUUCCGUUAAGCAGUUCUUGAAGGCGAAUGUAACGCAGUAUUAUAGGCAAAUUAAGGAAAGUUACGACGUAACGUUUGGAAAGAUAUUAGCUUCUGUUUUUGACAGCUUUCCUGUCGAUUCUUUGUUUGAAGAACAAUAAGAACGGGGGGCGCCAUAUCAUAUUGUACUAGGGGUUGCAUGAGGGAUUACGGUGUGUGUGAAGAAUGUCUAGCUUAUGGUCAAUAUAGCCUUAUAACACAUUAGUCGUACUCUUUCUACUUUAACUGUAUAAGUAAAUUUCUAUUAGUAUUAAA
Zophobas morio is the source of this 917-nucleotide messenger RNA. RefSeq lists its product as uncharacterized. The record is from RefSeq and is a predicted model, not a curated record. The transcript has 4 exons. The coding region runs from base 44 to 763 and encodes 239 amino acids. Lineage: Eukaryota; Metazoa; Arthropoda; Insecta; Coleoptera; Tenebrionidae.